Diaporthe amygdali is the source of this 1719-nucleotide messenger RNA. RefSeq lists its product as uncharacterized. The record is from RefSeq and is a predicted model, not a curated record. The transcript has 4 exons. The coding region runs from base 1 to 1719 and encodes 572 amino acids. NCBI's taxonomy places the organism in Eukaryota, Fungi, Ascomycota, Sordariomycetes, Diaporthales, Diaporthaceae.
AUGUCAAACGCUUCCCUUCAAGGCUGGUAUGGCGAACUGGACAGUACAAGGGAUGUUGCGGAAGAAGCAUACAACGAGGCUAUUAGGUACUUGAAAGUCGAGUUUCAGGGGAAGAAAGCCGACAGUCUUGCGUGGAUGAGGAAUUCCACAUCGAUAACGGAUGUCCAAACCUAUAUACUGCAAGCCCAGAAGCGAUAUCAAGAUGCCACUAAGUUCAAAGUUCUACGGGACAGGCUACACAAAGCCUCGGAGAUCAUGCUCUAUUAUGGGACAGCCCUAGACAUGCUUGCUCAACAGCAUCCGGAGUACGUCAGUCUCGCUUGGGGAACUGUCAAAUUUAUCUUCAUUGGCAUCAUCAAUCAUGCAGAGCUCGUUGCUGAGUUUGCGAAAGCUCUCACGGAUGUCGGUGAAGUUCUACCAAGGGCAAAACUCAACGCUAAAUUGUAUCAGACCGAUACGAUGAAGGAAGCCGUGGUCGGGCUAUAUCGACAUAUCUUACUGUUCCUGCAAAAGGCGCUGGAAUGGUAUCAAUUCACCCCAGGACGGAGAGCCGUCUGCGCGGUCAUUCGUCCUUUCAAAACUGAUCUCAAAAAUACUAUCGAUGAGGUAAAGAGAUGUGCAACACUCAUGGAAGCUUUGGCUGGAUCUUGUAUGAAGGCCGAGCUUAGAGACACUCACUCCAUGGUUCGAAAAUUCAACAAUCAUAUCAAUGAUAUGGAAGCGCGUUUCACGGAACCACUUGCGACACUGACUGCCAAGAUGGAUGAGGGGUGGAAAAUCUUAAUAGAACACAAGGCGAUUCUCAAUGAAAUUCGUGGGGACGUUGGUGAUAUGCGCCCGCGAAUCUUUGACAUACAAUUCGGCGAAGCUACGCGAUUUCUCAAGCCAGAAAGGUGUCAAGCAGAAGCAUUACGUAAACAACAAUCACUGUCGAGGAGGGGCGGCCAGCGAUGGUCAGCCCAGAACCCAGACAUGGCUCAUCUCAUCACGAGCAUCGGCGAUUGGAUUGCUUCGCCAGAGCCCUCCCUUCUGUUUUUGCAAGCUGGUCCAAAAGCAGAAAUACGAACGAAACAAAUCGCCGUUGAACUAAUCAGCCUUCUUCAACCUGAAGCCAAACAAACAUGCUGGUAUCUAUCAGACGCUACAAUCGAGGACACACAUGCCACCUUGGCCGAAGUUCUGAAAAGUCUCGCAUCACAGCUUAUUGCGCUGGAUCAAGCCACCAUGGCAAAGCAUCUCGGGGAAAGCAUAUCUUGCGUGAAGCUUCAUGGCUAUCACACAGAGAAGGAAUGGUCAGACUUCAUAUCAUUGAUCCUGAAGAAUCUGCGCGAGUGCUUUAUCAUUGUUGAAGCCGAGGAUGUGUAUAAGCUGAUCAAGAGAGAUGUGAGCCAGCUCAGCCAAUUCAGGGCGAUCUUUCAAAGCAUGAUUGAUAAGGCUCGUGAUGCAGGCUGUAAAUGCAAGAUCUUGGUGGCUGGCUACAGGGUCAUGGGGGGUGGGACAAGGUUGAACCCUCAAUCUGCAUCAUCUUCCAGCAAAACCGUCAGCGUACGGGCACUGGAUCCUAUACCAGCUCGACUCCGUCGUGGCGGCCCAAGGUCCCCUUACAAGCAUCCAGCUUGGCAAGCUUUGAAGCGUAAGGCGAGGUACGGGGACAAGAGGGUGGACUCACGUACAUCGCAGCGCGAUUUGGCUGGAAGUAGUAAUGGCCCUGUUGAUUGA